UGUCUUCAAGUGCCCUUAAAACCUGUUCGAGUGUCAAAAAUCGCUUCUUCUGUAUCAAGCGCCGUUGCAGCUAUGAAAGCAAUGAUGCCAGCUGUAGUGACAGUAUGUCGUAUGAUAGUUCGGAUUCUAGUAACCAAGGUGGAUACUCCAUGUAUGAUACGAGAAAAUACAGCCACCGUCUACCCGGCAAUGAUGUGGCAACUCCCUUCGACAUCCCUAAAAUGCCUAGUGGCGUUUUCCGCUGCACGGACGGCGAGAUAAUCGGGCCACAAGCUGGUAAGUGCGCUUAUUACCGCAAUCCAGAGUACUAUUCCUUCCAUCAUAUGUCAUUCUUCGACAUGCAUAUGAUUUUGGAUCAAUAUAGAAAACCUCAGAUCCUUACUGGUCGAAAACCAACAAUCAUUUGAUACUUUUUGAAUGUGUAUAAUCUAAGAACUUUAAAAGAUUUUCGUUUAAAUGUUACGCCUAAACUAUCCAAUUUCAUUGG
Molecule: messenger RNA, 487 nt
Organism: Cydia amplana
Lineage: Eukaryota; Metazoa; Arthropoda; Insecta; Lepidoptera; Tortricidae
Exons: 3
Coding region: 105-407 (100 amino acids)
Cellular component (GO): mitochondrion
Source: RefSeq, a predicted model, not a curated record